AUGUUGAAAGUAUAUAAUUUAACCAUUAAAUUAAAUAAAAAAUGUGAGUUUUAUUUUAAGAAAAAUUUUUCAAUAAAAAAAGAAGAUACAUUAAAGGCUAUCAAAAUAAAUAAGGAAAUUAUAAAAAGUAGUAAUGUUCUUGAAAUAAUAAAAAUAAUAAAGGUAAAUGGAAAAAAUGCUAAUAUAAUUAAUUAUGUAACAUUUUUUCAUAGAUUAAUGCAAAUAAUAAAUAAAAACAAUAUAAUAUACCUAAAAAAUAAAAAAUACAUUGAUGCAGAAAUAGAAGAAAAAAUUAAAGUUUUUUUUAAAUAUUUAAAUGAUAAUAAAAAUAUAAAGAAAAUAAAUAACUAUAACAAACGUUUGUUUUCUUCUUUUUUAUGGUCUUUUAGUAAAUAUUUAUGCCUUUUAAAUGAAAAUAAGAAGAAUCUAGAUAUACUUAACAACUUAAAAAACUGCAAUAAUAAAAAUGAAAAUACAAAAUUUUUCCAAAAUAAUGAAGAAAAUGAAAAUACAUUCAAAGACAAUGAUAAUAGAAGUUAUAAAAAUAUAUAUGAAAAUAAUUUGUUUUUGAGAGAUUAUGAUAAAUGCAACAAAAGGAAACACACUUUGUGCAAAGAUUUGAAUUACAAAAAUUACAUAAAAACAAAUGAAGAAAAGGAAAAUUCAUUAUUUAUAAGGAAAUAUAAUGAAUUCAACUUAAAUAAACAUUAUUUAUUUAAUAUUUAUGAUAUUAAUUUAUUGUACCGCUAUGCGAACGUAUAUUUAUCAUCUUUAAAUCCAUCUCGUUAUGUUAUAGUUAUUUGGUCAUUAAGUAAACUAAAUAAAGAUAAUAAAGAAAUACAUGAAAAAUACUGGAAAAGAAGCUUAAGUCUUAUUCCUUCAUUAAAAAAAAAAGAAAUUAUAAUUUUAUUAUAUUCCUAUUCUUAUGUGAACUUCUCAAAUUUCUAUUUUUACAUGAAAAUUAAAAAUUUUAUUAUAGAAAAAAAAAUAUAUAAAAAAAUUAUUAAUGAAAAAAAUUAUGAAUCUAUAAUUAAUAUGUUAUUAGCGUAUUCUAAUCAAAAUAUAUUUUUUGCUGAUUUAUUUGAAAGAACAAUAAAUUAUAUGUUAAAAACAAAACUUUUUUUUAAUUCAUUAAAAAAUAAAGAACUCAUAACACUUUUAUUUUGUAUAUGCAAGUGCCCAUUUUUAUAUAUGAAUGAUGAAAACAAGUAUAAUAUAUUAAAAAAAAAUUUAUUAAAAAAAAAUAUCCUUUUAUAUGAAUUAUUAAAAAAAAAAAUUAUGAAAAGGUGUAAUUUAAAAAAUUUAGAGGAAAAUGUCCAAAUUUAUAAAAGUAUUGAUUCUAUUAAUAAAAAAACAACGGAAACAAAAACUGUUAACAUUUUUACUUUAGAAAACAUUAUUAUAAUUAUUUGGUCAUUGAGUCUUAAGUAUAUUUAUUCAGCAAAAUUGUUUUUAUAUAGUUUCAUUAAGAUAAACAAUUUAAUAAAAAAUGAGAAUGGAAUUUAUAAUAAUUAUCAUAUAUUAACCAAUUUUUAUUUGUCUUUUUUGUCGUUUAUACUGGAUGACGAAACUUAUAUUAAUUUGUAUUUUAAUAAAGAAGAAAAAAAUUCAUUGAGUAUCUUAAAUGACAAUAUCAACAUUUUUAUGAAUAAUUUUGAUAUACUAAAAAAAUCAAUAAACAUGAACCAACGAAAAAAUAAUGUUGAAAUAUCUAAUAUGCAAAAAAGCAUUUUUUUUCUAGUAAAAAAUUUUGAAUGGUCUAAAAAUGUAAAUACAAUACUUGAAUAUAAAAAUCCGUUGAAUAUAUCUAUUGAUAUUCUGUUGUAUAAAAAAAUAUAUUCCUCAAAUGAUUUAAAUGGAAUUAAAAAACUAAAGGAACAAAAAAUUAUAAAUGAGAGAAAUGAAAAAUGUAAACACAUGAAUAAUACUGAUAAUAUUAAUAGGAAUAUAAGUAAUAGCAGUAUUAUUUAUAAUAAUAAUAGAUUCAAUAUUUUCUCUAUUAAAAAUAAAAAUUUAAAUAGAAUACCUUUUUAUUUUUUUUUAAAUACUAAGGGAUAUUUCUCAACAAAUUUCCAUAAUAAAAGUGAUAAGAUUAGAGAAACAUCUGAAACCUUGCAUAAACAAGGUCUUAUUGUAUAUUCAAAAAAAAAAACUUAUUCAUGUAUAGAUAAUAAUAAUAAUGAUAAUAAUAGUAAUGAUAUAGUAAUUAAUCUAUAUCAGUAUAUAGAAAGAAUGAAAAAUUUAAAUUUGAAAUAUACUCCCAAUGAAUUACAAGAAAUAUAUAAAGAUUUGCUCUCUUUUUUUAAUACUCAUUUUAAAUAUAUUAGAAAAUGUGAUGUAAUAAGUUUUUUUUAUAAAUUUUCUUCUUUUUUUGUUAUAUUUUAUGAUAUAAAAUGUGAUAUGAGUUUGAUCCAAUUAUUUAAAAUUUUUGCUUUUUAUCAUAAUUUUACUUUUUCCGUUUUUAAAAAAAAGGAGAAAAUUGUAAAUUUAUUUAUUGAUACAUCAUGGACAUAUUUCAGAUACAUUAAAUAUUUAAAAUUUUUAUCAGAAAAAACAAAUACUAAUAAAAUAUUAUUGAAAGAAUUAGGAGAGAUUAAAUUACUUUUAUCCGAAGAAAUAAACAUAGUAAUGAAAAUAUUUAACAUAAUAAAAAAAAAAAUAAUUGAAGAAAAUAUAUUAAAUGAUAUAUCUUCAAAAAAUAUGACUUUGUUAAUUUCUAUUUUUUUGUACGUUAAAGACUCUGAAGAUAUAAUAAGCUAUUUGAAAAGAAACAAUUUUAAUAAUGUUACUUUUUCUAUAAAAGAUAUUACUUUUAUAUUAAGAGCUUUAUCUAAGUGCGAAAUAGCAUGCGGUAUUGAAAAUUUUUUUUGUAAAAAAUUUGUUGAAAAUAUGGAAAAUUGCAAGGUAAAAGAUCUUGUUGAAUUUACGUACUUAUGUGCAGAACUAAAAAUUAAUAAUGAUUUUAUAAGAGAUGGAAUAACUAGGAAAAUUAUUUCUGAUGUUUACCUUAGAACACAUAUAGAAGAAAAGGAAUCUAAACUAAAUAAGAGAAGUAACGAUUCAGAUGAAACAUUCGAUAAAUCCUCCAAUUUUUGUAAGCUUAAAUUUAUUGAAAUUUUUCAGCAUGAUCAGUUAGCCUUUUUUAUUAGAAAUUGUUAUAGAAUGCACUGCUUUGAUAAGAAAUUUUUUGAUUUAUUAUGCGAUACAACAUUAAAAAAAUAUAGUGACUUAGAUAUAAAAAGCUUAUGCAUUAUUUUGCCAUGCUUUGCUCGUAUAUAUUGCCUUCAUAAAUAUGAGGAUAGUUAUCCAGAAAAAGAAAUUGAAAAAAAAAAAAAUAAAAUGAAAAUUAAAAAAGAAUAUGAUAAUUAUUUAGAAAAAAGAAUAAACAAUUGCAAGUAUAACAUACCACUAUCACUAAAAAAAUUAAUAAAAUAUUCAGAAAAAAAAGUUAUAAAUAAUAAAAAUAUAAGCUUUUAUAAUUUAUGUUAUUACAUGGAAGCUAUUACAUUACUGAAAAUUGAAAAUAAAAAUUUGUAUAAUUUGUCUAUAAGAGAAACAUUAAAAAAAAUUCAAAAUUUUUCAUAUAAUGAAAAAGAAGUAAAGUUACUAGGAAAAAUUUUAUGGUGUUUAUCUUAUUAUCAUAAAACAGAAUUUUUAUUUUCAAUUAAAAUAACUAAUUUUAUUUUAGAUUAUAAAAUAUAUGAAAAUGUAAUACCUGAAAAUUUUAUAUCUAUUUUCUCAUAUUAUAUAAAAUCAAAGGUAUAUAAUAAAAAAUUAUUUAAAAGUAUGGGUGAAAUUAUUUUAUUAAACAUUUCUUUAAAUGAUUAUUUUUCAAAGAAAGAAAAAAAAAAGAAAUUUUUUAAGUUAAACGUGGUUACAGAAUUAUAUGCUACAAUGUCUUGGGCAUAUGCUUUUACUUUUUGCAACAUGAACAUUAUAAAAAAUGAAAAAGAAGAAAAAAAAAAAAGUAUCAGUAAUAAUCUCAGUGAAAAUGAUUCAAUAUUUAUUGAAAAAAUUUACAAUUAUAUUUUUAAUGAAAUAAAAAUUUUACAAAAUUAUGAAAAUGUAUCAUUUUUAUUAUUAGCUAGAUUUUUCUGGGGUAUUUCUGUUGCGAAUUUAAUAAAUCAAAAUUUUUUAAAUUUUUUAAAUAUAUAUAAAUGGAAUGAUAUAAAAAUUGAUGAGCAAAAUGCUAUGCACCUGCAUAUGAUAUAUAUUUUAUGGUUAAGAAUAAAAUAUUGUGAUUCAAAUUUUGAGAUUUCCAAUAAUUUUCUUCAAUUCAAAGAUAAAAUUAUUCUUCUCUUUAAAAAAAAAAAUAUAUCAAAAAGAAAUAUCAUUAAAAAUAAUAUAUCUAAUUUUCAUCGACAAAUAUCCCAUAUCCUAGAUAAAUUCAAUGUAAAAUAUGAAAAUGAACACAUAACAGAAGAUUUUUUAUCUAUUGACAUAAUAAUAAAAAAUGAAAAUUUUCCAGAUAAAAUAGCAAUUGAAGUAGAUGGACCAUCUCACCAUUUAUUACUUUUGGAUGACAUAAAUAAUACCAACUCACAAAAUAUAAAAAAGCAGUAUAUUAAGUGUGGAACAACAUAUUUUAAAACCUGGUUACUAGAGAAAAGUGGGUGGGUUGUAAUUAAUAUUCCUUCAUACAAAUGGAAUAAAUUAAGUAACAAAGAUAAAAAUAAUUAUUUAAUUCAAAAAUUAUCAAGUUCUAGUAAAUAUUUAAAGAAUUUUUUUGAAAAAUAUAAAGAGAUUUAA
Messenger RNA from Plasmodium gallinaceum, 4749 nucleotides. Its product is annotated as RAP protein, putative. The transcript is spliced from 2 exons. The coding region runs from base 1 to 4749 and encodes 1582 amino acids. Lineage: Eukaryota; Apicomplexa; Aconoidasida; Haemosporida; Plasmodiidae. The record is from RefSeq and is a predicted model, not a curated record.